AUGCACGAGUAAUGAAUUUACAUAAUUACUUAGUGGUCUUUAAUUACUUAAUGGUCUUUCUUGAAUCUUUACUUAAUUUCUUUAAUCUUUUGUUUUUGUGUAGCUCUCCCAAGACGCCAAUAGAUCUCGCCAUUGACUUCAUUCUCCAUGACUUUGAGAUGGCAGAGCUGGCAACAUUACUUGCACUGAAGGAACCAACUGCUUUCUCAGCCAUAUUAACUUUUACAGACACACAUGGAGAAUGCAUACCCUGGUUCAAAUGUCCUGAUUGUAACGUUGACCAAUGGGGAAUCGAAACGAAUCGAGUCUCAAUCGAAAAUGGCCAAGGCAUGCAAUGGAGGCAAUGGAUAUGUCCUCACGGCGAUGCUGCUAAGCCCUAAAGAUUUGUCAUGCCAGUUCUGAAUUUUGGAGGGAAUUGAUAUGUAAUGAUGGUUCAUUGGAGGAAGAAAUGAGAGAGAAAGUGCAGAGG
This is a messenger RNA of Hevea brasiliensis (rubber tree), 469 nucleotides long. RefSeq lists its product as uncharacterized. Lineage: Eukaryota; Viridiplantae; Streptophyta; Magnoliopsida; Malpighiales; Euphorbiaceae. Bases 12 to 380 code for a protein of 122 amino acids. The transcript has 3 exons. The record is from RefSeq and is a predicted model, not a curated record.